Molecule: messenger RNA, 213 nt
Organism: Ostertagia ostertagi
Lineage: Eukaryota; Metazoa; Nematoda; Chromadorea; Rhabditida; Trichostrongylidae
Source: the annotation of a GenBank genome assembly
AUGUCAGGCGUUAUUGUGAUUCUUGCUACUGUCAUACUUCCGUUCACGUUUCUGAAAAGUCCUGGAGAAUUUUGGGGUGUGAUAGUCCUUGCAAUGAUCACCACCGUAAUCGCUGUUAUGUCAAUACUUGUUGGUAUUGGAAUUGACUCUGCUGCAUGCUUUCCGGAAGUGGCAUAUCCUGAGCAAACAUCGGGCACCAUCAUCUUGUCUCUG